AGUAAGCUUCCAGCAGUGGACGGGGGAGGACACACGCCGCUCCGCUCCCUGUUACUCGUUAUUCUAUUUCUUUCCCCCGUUCCCCCCCCUUCCCCCUGUGAUACGAGAGAUCCACCGGGGGAAAAGCAACAGAAAACGAGAUCACAAGUGCCUAUCAAGUGAAUCUGUGAUAAAAGAAGCAUAGAAAUAAGGAAAAAUUGAAAUAUUAGUGAUAACAUAACUACUACUACUACUACUACUACUGCUACUACUACUACUACUGCUACUACUCGUAAAGGUGCAGUGCCACAGUGGCGUGGUGUGCAGGUGCCAUGUGGCGACGUGCGGCAUGAGUGUGGUGCCGCGAGGUGGUGCGUGCAGGCGUGCGGCGGGCGUGGCAGCGCGAGGCAUGGCGGGAGGGUGGUUGCGGAGGUAACAUGCUGACGGAGGUGUUGACGCGCGUGGCGGUGUUGUCUCAGGAGGUGGCGCGCUCCCUGGGGGUGAUGUGGCCCCACGGGGACACCCGCGACCCCAGUGUGGGGGAGUGUGCGCCCCGCUGGACCAGUCCCACGGACAUGGCGGCCCUGGGCAGUGUGGUGUGUGUGCCGCCCUCACCACACGCCCGCGCGGCGCCCGCCCUCUCGUUCCCCGAGGGCGGCAAGGAUGGCCAGGGUGAAGUGGGUGGCGGGCAGGAGUGUGACGUGGUGCGGGCGGGGUUGCCCUGCUGCUACAUGGACGAGCCUGACCUGGGGCAGGGCGCCGCGUCCCCCGCGCCCUCCACCACCACACGCCUACACUUGCCGCUCACCGACCCGCGCUGCGACAGUGACAAUGACAGCGGCCUGGUCAGUUGCGGGGAUAGUGACCACGCCCAUACGCACGAGGCGGGGGACACGCCCGUGCCGCCUUUCCUUCUGGGUGAUAGUGAGGCGCCCGUUCUGGCGGCGCCGCCCAACGACUCUCCCGUCCUGUUCCGUCCUGACUUCGAGCACGCGGUGUCCCUGAGCGAGCACCGCACGCUGGGCGGCCCCGCGUUCCACCACCACCACCACCAUCUGCUGACGGCGGCGGCGGACCCUUGGCCGGCCCGCAGCAGCCGCUUCGAGGACCAAGGCUUUGGCGACCUGUCACGCCGGGACCACGCGGCGCUCAGCGACUCCCUGCAGGAGCACUCUGUCUUCCCAGAGCCCAACGCGCCCCUGGACGAGGCCGUGGCCGCCAAGAACCUCGCUAACGCCGCCCUCACGCCCGCCACGCCCGGCACAGGGGACCGCAAGCCCCGCACGGAGCGCAAACACGAGGUGCGGGCCAGUGGGGAGGAGGAGGAGGAGGCGGCGCCGGGCCUCAGGGGAGAUCUGGUAUAUUUGGAGAACUUCCAGUACCCGCCGCCCCCCGGCCCCCCACCUCACAACCCCUUCGACGCCACCUUCAAGCAGGCACUGGACGCCCCGCCGCGCCGCUUCAGGUUCAGGAAGGAAGCAGAUGGGGAGGUGAACGGCACACAUGAGAUUGACGUGUGUGAAUUGGUUCCCGAGGGCCAUGAGAAGGCAGACCCCAGCCAAUUUGAACUCCUUAAAGUCCUCGGACAGGGUUCAUUCGGCAAGGUGUUUCUGGUGCGCAAGAUCAGCGGACAGGAUGCUGGAACACUGUAUGCCAUGAAGGUUCUGAAGAAAGCCACACUCAAGGUGCGGGACAGGCUGCGGACCAAGAUGGAGCGCGACAUCCUGGCUGACGUGAACCAUCCCUUUGUGGUGAAGCUCCAUUACGCGUUCCAGACUGAAGGAAAGCUCUACCUCAUCCUGGACUUCCUGCGGGGCGGCGACCUCUUCACUCGCCUGUCUAAGGAGAUCAUGUUCACGGAGGAGGAUGUGAAGUUUUACCUGGCGGAGUUGGCGCUGGCCCUGGAUCACCUGCACACUGUCGGGGUCAUCUACAGGGACCUCAAGCCAGAAAAUAUUCUCCUCGACGCAGACGGCCACAUCUCCCUGACCGACUUUGGGCUGUGCAAGGAGGCGCUGGAUGAUCAGAAGGCGUACAGUUUCUGCGGCACAGUGGAGUACAUGGCGCCCGAGGUGGUGAACAGACGCGGCCAUAACACUGCGGCAGAUUGGUGGUCUUUUGGGGUGUUGCUGUUUGAGAUGCUGACGGGAACUUUACCAUUCCAAGGAGCAAACAGGAAGGAGACCAUGAACCUAAUCCUUAAGGCCAAGCUAGGAAUGCCUCCCUACCUCAGCCCAGAAGCCCAGUCCCUCCUGCGUGCUCUAUUCAAAAGGAACCCAGCGAACAGGCUUGGUGCAGGGCCAGAGGGAGUUGAGGAGCUGAAGCGUCACCCAUUCUUCUCCUCAAUUGACUGGAACAAACUGUACAGCAAGGAGAUUGAGCCACCCUUCAAACCUGCUGUGUCCAAGGCUGAUGACACCUUCUACUUCGACCAGGAGUUCACCACACGCACCCCAAGAGAUUCCCCAGGAGUGCCACCCAGUGCCAAUGCCCACCAGAUGUUCAAGGGGUUCAGUUUUGUGGCACCCUUCCUGCUGUCUGAACAGUUGGAUGGCGUGGAGAUGAUGCAGUCACACACCACUGAGAAGGCACCAGCACUCAGCAAGAGACUAUCCGGGGUGAAGCCAAACAGCAUACACGAUGAGUACGACCUGUGUGAGGAGGUGGGCCAUGGCAGCUACAGUGUGUGCCGCCGCUGUGUGCACAAGGCCACCCGGCAGGAGUAUGCUGUCAAGGUCAUUCCAAAGAAGACCAGAGAUUGCCAGGAGGAAAUAGAGAUUCUGUAUCGCUAUGGCCAUCACACCAAUAUUAUUUCAUUAAGAGAUGUGUACGAGGACGACUCCCAUGUGUACUUGGUGAUGGAGCUGAUGCAGGGUGGGGAACUGCUCGACAAAAUACUGCGCCAAAAGUUUUUCUCUGAGCGUGAAGCGUCGGCUGUCCUGCUCACACUCACCAAUGCUGUCCAGUACCUCCACCAGAACGGGGUAGUACAUCGGGACCUCAAACCUUCAAACAUCAUGUACGCCGACAUUUCUGGCAGUCCGGAGUCACUGAGGAUAUGUGACUUCGGGUUUGCCAAGCAGUUGCGGGCCGAGAAUGGUCUACUGAUGACGCCCUGCUACACCGCUAACUUUGUGGCCCCAGAGGUGUUGAAGCGACAGGGUUACGACGCCGCCUGUGACAUCUGGAGUCUUGGGGUUCUCCUCUACACCAUGCUGGCUGGACACACACCGUUCGCCCAGGGCCCCAACGACACCCCCGAGGACAUACUGCAGAGGAUUGGAGAGGGGAAAUUCACUCUUGACUCUGGGAACUGGGUGUCCGUCUCCCCGGCUGCCAAGGACUUGGUGAAACAGAUGCUUCACUUGGACCCGAACCAGAGGCUGACGGCGGCGCAGGUGGCGAGUCACCCCUGGCUGCUGCACAGAGAGAGCCUGCCCAACUUGCGCCUUCUGCUGCAGGACGCCUCGCUGGUCAAGGGCGCCAUCACUGCCACGUACAGAGCCAUCAACCACAGCCCCCGCGCCCCGAACCUCGGCCCCGUCGCCGCCUCCGCCCUGGCUCGCCGCCGACGGAAGUCACGCCCCAAGUCCUCCACGGAGGUCUGACAUAGGGCCGAGUGCCACCGCUCCACCAAGCCCCUUCUCAGUGACGACGGCGAGGUGCCCCCCAUCUCCCCGCCGCCACAGUGGGCCGACCCCCCCCACCUGGCCCUCUCAUUGCGUCAGGACCAACCGCCCUCGCCUCCAGCCGCCGCCGCCAGCCUGCCGCAGGACACCAUCUCCAUCUCCUUCAACCCAAAAAUCGUGAGUCCCACCACGGAGGCGCCGCAGAUCCCCGCCGCCGUCGCCGCCUCCACUCAUCGCGUGGAGGAGGCGCCCGCAGGCUCCCCCACGCAACACCAGCAGCAGCAACAACAACAACAGCAGCAACAGCAGCAGCAGCAGCAGCAGGGCAGGACUGGCAGCAAGUCACGCCGCCGUUCUCACCGUCGCCAGCGUCGCCGCCGCCGCACCGCCUCGGCCGCGUCGUGAGCUGGUCCCUGCGCGGCGCGGCGCGGCUGAGGCGCCUCUCUCUGGGUCAGCCGCAAUUGUUAGGCGUGGGCGUAGGCUGUACUGCCUCGCGCCACGCCCCCUAGUGUUCAAAACAAGCAGCAACGUGUUCUGUUGAGCGCGGGGCGGUGGUCUCAUCGCCGCCGCCGCCGCGCCGCCCUAACGUAAGGCAACAAUCAAAUAGCAAUGAACAGUCUGGGUCACCCCACCUUCAGGGAGCCGCGUGCCCCGGCAGGCCAGGUCACCUUAGGGCCGUGACCGCAGAUAAACCUGGGUGCUGAGUGUGUGGUGUGCCGGGAGGAGGGGAAGGGGCGCCCGUAUUAUGUAUUAGGGAGGGCGUGGGGGGCGGGGACAGGGACGGGGGCAGGAACUGGGUCGUCAGGUCAGCGGCCCACAACAAGCAUAAUGGUAGUCUGCCAAACUCCGCGCGGGUGUGUGUGUGUGUGUGUGUGUGUGUGUGUGUGUGUGUGUGUGUGUGUGUGUUGCGAGAGGCAGGAGUUCUAUAUAACAAAGUAAUGUUCCUUGUUAGUAUUUGUCCUUCUCUUGAUAUUCUAGGCUCAUCUUAGCGAGUUGUUUUACUGUUAUUUCGUAUGUUCUGUUCUAGUUAUGCCAGGAAACCGUUACACACACACACACACACACACACACACACACACACACACACACACACACACACACACACACACUUAUCUCAUCAUUCCCACGUUCUCAUCUCAAGCAGCAAACAGAAACAACAAAAACACAAAGAGACCAACAAAAUAGACAAAGAGAGAGAGAAAAAACAGACUAACCUCCACGGAAGAAGAAAUAAGACAAUUACGAUGACGGAAAGACAAAGGAAGGAUGGGAAGGAAGGAGGAACAGGUGAUAAUGACUAGUUAACCCAUCGCCAGGUACUAUAAUUACAGGUGAUGCUUUGGACAGGUAGACCUUGUAUAUACGUAGCCUUGAGAGAGAAAGUACUGCAAAUAAAGGUAGCAAUUAAUACAACCAAUAUUUAUAACAAGAAUUCAACUGUUACGAGUGAAUUAUGGGAGGGAGGGAGGGAGUAUAGCUGGGUAUCCCUCCCUUCUCUCCCUCCCUCCUUCCCUCCCUCUCCGUACCUCCCUCCCCUCACUUGACUGGUUGUUAUGGUGGGUAGAGGGGCAGGGGGUGUGGGUGAGGGGUGAGGGGGUGGGCAUUCCUUUUACAGUGGCCAAAUAUGUAGUUGAUUAAAUACCAUGUUGUUAGAUGUGUUAUGUUAGAGAGAGAGAGAGAGAGAGAGAGUGAGUGAGUGAGUGAGUGAGUGAGUUAAGUGGCAUUGCAUCUCUGGGUGAAUCAUUAAAGUAGAUAUUUUGUGUACGUGUGUGUGUGUGUGUGUGUGUGUGUGUGUGUGUGUGUGUGUGAGAGAGAGAGAGUACCGUCCAGGGUACGUGAGGUUUAACAUAAUUUAAAGGGAACGGAACCUUUUUACAAGUCUCACCUGAAGUCACACACCCCCUCCCUCCCCUCACCCCGCUCCCCUGUCCUCCUCUCCCCCCUCUCUUCCCCAUGCUCCCCCCACUGUGCCGGUUCCACACUUACUUGCUGUGAAUAAUUCUGAAAUUAAUUUUUACUGUUGCUAUUUAAAUGUAUUCCUUAAGUUCUACGAGUAUAUGAUGAUAAUAAACAACAUUCUUACAUGCAA
Messenger RNA from Portunus trituberculatus (swimming crab), 5697 nucleotides. It is a transcript of the gene S6kII, whose product is annotated as ribosomal protein S6 kinase 2 beta-like. Gene Ontology annotation, biological process: protein phosphorylation; intracellular signal transduction. Gene Ontology annotation, molecular function: magnesium ion binding; ribosomal protein S6 kinase activity; ATP binding. The transcript has 16 exons. The record is from RefSeq and is a predicted model, not a curated record. Bases 417 to 3587 code for a protein of 1056 amino acids. Lineage: Eukaryota; Metazoa; Arthropoda; Malacostraca; Decapoda; Portunidae.